GAAGUCAAUUGUGAUAUAGAGAUAACAUGAUUUGGCGAUUGCACGCGACCUUAAACGCUAGUUUGAGGUGACGUAUUCUUACAGCCCUCUCGACUGUCUUCGAUUGAUGGUUGAAUAUCUCUCGCUCUUUUACCUCUUUCGACCAGUGCUCGCCGCUUUUCUCUUUAUAAUUGGUAAGCCCUAAUCUAUGUAUCCACCAAUCUAUCACCAAUAAUCCGUUCUCGAAUUUUCUCUCUAUUAAUUCAGUUCUUAGGGUUUAUUUUUGUUUCCUUUCUUUGUUGGACUUUAAUUUCUAGGGUUCAAUCGCCCUACCUUUUACCUUGUUAAUUGUUCGAAUAAAUUUUUAUAGCUCUAUACAUCAAUAGUAGAGAAUCUGAAAUCGAUUGUGUUGCUGCCUUUGCUUACUCUGGGUUUUGCUCUUAGAUCCGUGGUUGGUCUCGAAUCGAUUUUUUUGUUUAAAUAAAAAGAAUAAUAGGGUUUUUAUAGGCGUGGAAUUAGGAGUUUGAAUUGGAUUAGGGUUUUGUACUGUGACGUUUGAUUUUUUGUCGUAACGUAUGGCGGCUGGGAGAGAUGGGGUUUAUCGCGAUAACGAGUUCCGGGGACGCGAGUCUGAUAUUGAAUAUUCUAGGAGGGAUUUGGCUUAUUCAAAGGAAGAGUAUGAUGAGAUUGGGAAUGGUAAUCGUGAAAACGAACGGGUUAGAGUUCGUGAUAUAAGAGAUAGGGGUAUGGUUAGGCAGAGUGAUAUUAAGGAGAGAGAAGUGGUUAAUGGUGGGUAUCGGUCCUCUUCUAGUAGGAGUGAUUCAGGCAGUGAUGGCGGUACGCGUGGACCUAGGAGAUGUGAGUUUACUGUCAAGACCUUGGAUCGGGAGCCAGGUGAAUUGUCUAGUGAGAGUGGGUCCGAUGAUGCAAUUGAGUCUGAAUCACAGGUCAAUCAAGAUAGUGAAGCUUCAAAGGUAGUACAGAAUGGGAAUUGGACUCCUGUGGAGAAGAAGAGGAAGUUUUCUCCAAUUGUUUGGGAUAGGGAUGACAGAGAAGUAAGUAAUUCUUCAAAAAGUAGGAUUUCUCCGGCAGUGACUAUUCUCCCUCAACCGCCACUUCUCCCUAGGGCCUAUUGCCAAUCACCUGAUAUUAUUCCAGAUGGAGGUGUAGAGAUAUCUCCUAUUAAGGGUAAUAAAAACCAGAGUUUGAAGUCAUUUUCUCCAGUCAAGGAUCCAUUGGCUAAAAGGCCAGCUGGAUAUUCCGCAUCUGAGUCACCAGUAGGGUUGGCAGCUUUGCCCCUAGAGGAGCAACGAUUGGGUAAUGAUCAUGAAGCUGAGCUGAUAGAAGAUGAUGACUAUGUACCACUACGUAAUAUAUCAUCUUCUAGAUGGGCUGCUGGGAACAAUUCUCCAGUUGAUGAAGGUGAAAUUGUAGAGGAUCAGGAAAUGCCUAAGAGGGGGAAAAAGAUGCCUCAUUUGGAGUCCUUGGAUUUCAGAGCACGGAAUAGUUCAUUGACUCCUGACCUUGGAGACCUUAAGAGAGAUGGUUCUGAUAGAGCUAGAGGGACUUUGACUGACUCUGAUGAGCAAGACAGUCGUGCUAGGUCUUUGAGUGUGGAUGAUUAUCCUUGUAAUGAUACUGGCAAGGAUGGCUACAUGGAGAUCGAUGAUGGGUAUGAUGAAAAUGAUGGUAGCAAUGGCCAUUCUGAAGCUGAUUCUGAGAAUGAAAAUGAUUCUUCUGAAACAUCAGAGCCUGUAGGUCCUCCUCAAAGAAGUAUAAACAUGCUUCUGGGGUGUAGAGGUGUAGAUGAGUUUGAGAGACUAAAUAAGAUAGAUGAAGGCACUUAUGGAGUUGUAUAUAGAGCUAGAGAUAAGAAGACUGGGGAAAUUGUAGCAUUGAAGAAGGUAAAAAUGGAGAAGGAACGAGAAGGCUUUCCGCUGACAUCUUUGAGGGAAAUAAAUAUUCUUCUCUCUUUUCAUCACCCUUCAAUUGUUGAUGUAAAAGAAGUUGUGGUAGGGAGUAACCUUGAUAGCAUAUAUAUGGUGAUGGAAUAUAUGGAGCAUGAUCUCAAGGGCUUCAUGGAGUCAAUGAAGUAUCCAUUUAGUCAGAGUGAAGUUAAAUGCUUAAUGCUCCAGUUAUUGAAGGGUGUCAAGUAUCUCCAUGAUAACUGGGUCCUUCAUCGAGAUUUAAAGACAUCAAAUUUGCUUUUGAAUAAUCGGGGUGAGUUGAAGAUUUGUGACUUUGGGUUGGCUCGGCAGUAUGGAAGUCCAUUGAAACCAUAUACUCAUUUGGUGGUUACUCUUUGGUACAGGGCACCUGAACUUCUUUUGGGAGCCAAGCAAUAUUCAACUGCAAUUGACAUGUGGUCCUUAGGUUGUAUUAUGGCUGAAUUGUUGUCAAAAGAGCCAAUGUUCAAUGGGAAAACAGAAUUUGAUCAACUUGAUAAGAUUUUUCGAAUGCUUGGCACACCAAAUGAGACAAUCUGGCCUGGGUUCUCCAAGUUACCUGGUGUGAAGGUCAACUUUGUUAAGCAUCAGUAUAACCUACUGCGUAAGAAAUUCCCAGCAACAUCUUUCACUGGAUCGCCAGUUCUUUCUGAUUCUGGAUUUGAUUUGUUGAACAAACUUCUAAUCUAUGACCCUGAGAAGCGAAUAAGUGCUGAUACUGCUCUUAACCAUGAGUGGUUUCGUGAAGUUCCUCUUCCGAAGUCUAAAGAUUUCAUGCCUACUUUUCCUGCUCAGCAUGCUCAAGACAGGCGUCUGCGAAGAAUAUUGAAGAGUCCAGAUCCUUUAGAAGAGCAGCGUAGAAAGGAGCUGCAGCAAGGGGAAAUAGGGACUGGCGGCUUGUUUGCUUAAGUGGCCCAUCUACUGAUCUUCAUGCUCUGGUUUCUACAUAACUGACGGAGGAUGAGGUUGAGGUGAGAGAUAUCCAUUGAAAGGAAGUUGCGAACAUUGUUUCUCAGACGAUCAUUCAUACUUUUUUUAGCAGGCCCUGUGAUGAUUUGGGUGGAGAAAUUAUUUGCUUCCUGCCACCCAGUAAACUUGCAGGUUAACUUUGAUCUUCAGCUUUCAUCAGCACAUAGAAAUGCGCCUGUGACACUGAUUGCAUUGCAAGGUGUGACAUAACGGCCUUAUGUCUUAAAAAAAUCAGUUUCAGCUGAAACUUGUGCAUGUAAAAUUUUCAUUUUUACAUUGUAAACAAUCCUAUCAAAUUUUGUUUUGAAGUUUAGAACAUUAUGAAUUUAUUCUCCACUAUCAGUUCUGUCUAUUUUUUAAUAUUCACAUUGUGUUUGCAAGAGACGGUUGGUGUGAAGUGGAGGAGAGGUUCUUAGCUUUUCAUUGAUGAAGAAAUAGACAGUAACCAUUGUACGCUAAAGGUAAUUUAUUGAUUUAAUAUCUGUGGAAUGUUUUCUCAGAUCAGGAUCAUUGUUUCGAUCUUGAUGGGCUAUGUCUUCAGUGAACAUUUUGGUAGUACAUAUAUUGAGACUCAGCUAUGUUGUUCAUCUGCUGUUCAUAUUCAUCAAAAAAGAAGGGAAGCAGGGGGGAAAAUUUGAGAAUACUAUUGCCAAAUGCUUGUUGUAAGGCCUUUUUUUUAAACUAUUAUUUCUUUCAUGAACCUCAGUGCUUGCACCAGGAUAUUAGCAAUAUGAUAAUUAAAAAAAAAAUUCAAAAAAUAAAAUUUAAGAGUAGCAUCUGAAGAACAUGAGCUUUACUAGAACACUCUUCAAGGUGCUGCUUUCAUUUUUUGAGCAUAUUUUUUAAGUGCUUGCAGUCCAACCAUUUUUUGCUUUUUUUAGCAGUGGAGUUGGUUUGCUCGAGAUUAAUCUGUAAUUGUGCUAUGUAAUUUUGUUCAUAUGUUCAUCUGAUUUGACUAGUGUUUAGUAGAAUUCGCAUUAUUUAAUCUGUUUUAGGUUUAAUUACUAAAAAUCCUUUGCAGUACAGCUUAAUACACACUUUAGUCCCUUUUUUAAGAUCCAACUUUUUAUUUCCUGAACUUAAUAAGAUCAAUGUUCUUUUUCUUUUUUUUUUUUUAAAUUGCCUUCUAUAAUAUCAUUAUAUAUGUCAAGCAUUGAUAGGAUAAACUUAAAAAGGGAAGGGCAACCAUCACUAAUAUUAUUGAAUGAUUUUGUUAUGUGCUCCUUUUAUCUAAUUGGGCUGGAAAUUUUAUAAGCAAUGCUGAAUUCUUCCAUCAUUUUGUUUUCACAGCUUGUUCAGAAUGAUUUUAUUUCUUAUUGACUGCUUCGUUGACUGAUGGAUUAUGACAUUGGAAAUGUUGGUUUAUUGUUGCCUAGACAGGGAUGUUACUAUUGGAAGGCUUCUUGUCACUGAAAUUUUUUGUCCUCUUUAAUAUUGCACUUUCACAGUUCAGUUUUCCCUCCUUGGAAAAGAAUGACCAUGAAGAAAUGAUUAGGUGUUAUUCUAGAACAUAUUGAAGAGCUGCAUGCUUUGUUGAAAGAUCAAUUUUGUAUUUUUUGUUUCCAAGUUUAGACUGCUUUUAUAUGGUGGCUUUUAACUCAUAUCUGUAUCAUAUUCAGUUGCACACGUUCCUUAUUUCUUUGAUUUCCAUUUCAAUUUAGUUGGUUCACUGCUUCUCAAGUGGAAGUGGAAUUAAAUUCUUCAAGAAUGCUAACACUUAAAACAUGCUGAACACAAACAAAUGUUUAGCUCUUCCCUUUUCUUUUAUUUUCUAUUAAUGUGGCCAGAUUGAAGCUUUAACUACCAGAACUUUUUUUAUAACAUUAUCUGUGGAUGUCAGUGCAGUAUCAAAGCAAGCAGGUUCAGGAGGUUACCUGCAAACUGGAUUUUAUAUAACUUUCAAUUAGUUGUCUUCAUGCUCACUAGAGGUACAGUACAAACCUUGGUUUGUUGUUUUGUCAAUUUUGUUUAUUGAUUUCUUCACACUUAACUUUUACCAUGCUUGAGCUUUUGCAUGUAGUGCUGUGGGGGUCUGGCAGUAUUUUGUAGUAAUUACUGUGAGCAAGCUUCUUAGUUGAAGAAAUGAAAAUAUUGAUGAUUUUUUUGGGUACUGCCAACCCCUUAAAAGUUGUUAGGAGUGCCAAAGUUGUAGCCUGCUGUUGAACAGGUUGUCCCAUCUCCUGUGGUUUUCAUGUUUUAUUGGGGCAUUAGUUGGUUGGGGGCUGUCUUUGGGAUUUGAAAGUAUUUGCAAGUGUUCCAUCAGGCUUUGAACGUGGAACACCUGAGGCAAUUGCACUUCUGUACAGUUAGAAAUUGAUAUACAUAAAUUCUUUGGUAUUUUAUUGAGUUACUGUCUCUGUGCUUUUUUACAUGGGGUCUGAAUAGCAGUGAGACAAUAUGGAAAUUGCCAUUUAUGUCAGCUGGAGAAGAACUCUGCCUGGUGAUGACAUUUCAAAUAAUUUAAUGGGAAAAUAAUUAAAGGCCAAAUGGAGUUGAUGAGUGUCAAAAUUCAGAUGAACACAAAUGAUUGCAAAUAUAUUUCCCACUGUUGUUUUUUAAAGAGCUGGUGUUGGACGUUGAAAUCAUCAAGGAAAUAGAACGUGUCAUACUCUUGGUAACAUUGAUGUCAUGAUUUAAUAGGGCUAUACCCAGUCAAUAUUUUGUAACUAGAUUUUAAGCAGUUUAGAUGUAGAUAUAUUUUGGACAUGUUCUGACUGCCACUUCAGAACUGCAAUCAUUCAACCCAUUUUUCAUUUGUAAUCUUAAUGAUGCUUGAGAUGUUUUUGAUAACA
Molecule: messenger RNA, 5686 nt
Organism: Hevea brasiliensis (rubber tree)
Lineage: Eukaryota; Viridiplantae; Streptophyta; Magnoliopsida; Malpighiales; Euphorbiaceae
Product: cyclin-dependent kinase G-2
Exons: 7
Coding region: 555-2834 (759 amino acids)
Biological process (GO): regulation of mitotic cell cycle; protein phosphorylation
Cellular component (GO): nucleus
Molecular function (GO): cyclin-dependent protein serine/threonine kinase activity; ATP binding
Source: RefSeq, a predicted model, not a curated record